Messenger RNA from Stereum hirsutum FP-91666 SS1, 1793 nucleotides. RefSeq lists its product as uncharacterized. Lineage: Eukaryota; Fungi; Basidiomycota; Agaricomycetes; Russulales; Stereaceae. Gene Ontology annotation, molecular function: transcription corepressor activity. Gene Ontology annotation, cellular component: NuA4 histone acetyltransferase complex; Swr1 complex. The transcript has 8 exons. The record is from RefSeq and is a predicted model, not a curated record. Gene Ontology annotation, biological process: negative regulation of transcription by RNA polymerase II; chromatin remodeling; DNA repair. Bases 4 to 1689 code for a protein of 561 amino acids.
AUCAUGUCUGGCGCAUCCAUGUCAGAUAUGAGGUCUAUCCUCUCGGUGCCAGCCCCCUCGCCUGCUACGACAUCCAAGCCACCACCAAAGAAACCUGGCCCCAAGAAGCGGGAAGGCAUCUCGCGGGAAGUAUACUCUCUCAUGGGGAACUCCAUUCCAGCUCUAGCUGCUCAAGUCGCGAAGCCACGACUGAAGCAGAAACCUAAUCUUGGUGGUGGUGGCAAAGUUAAAUGGGAAUGGCGGAAAUUUAAGAAUGGGGCCAGAAAGGAUAAGCUUGAGCUAGGUCAUUGGGUGAAGGCCACCGCUGAUCCUAAUGCUGAAUAUCCGUUUGCGAAAUAUAACGUCCAGAACACAGAUUAUACGUAUUCACAAGAUGAAUAUACGCGCCUUCUCGAAGACAAAGAGUGGACGAAAGAAGAGACGGACUACCUGUUUGAACUUGUGAAGGAGUACGACUUGAGGUGGCAAGUCAUCGCAGAUAGAUACGACUUUAUAGGCGGUAGACCACGGUCCAUGGAGGAUAUGAAAGAUCGGUACUUUAGUGUCUGCCGCAAGCUUAUUAGAAAUCGACCAUGGCCAGGCGACGAUAUGAGCAAGACACGCCUCAUCACCAGUUUCAUGUUUGAUAAAGACCGUGAAACCAUGCGCAAGAAUUAUCUCCUCUCCCUUGAAUCGCGAACACCUUCGCAAAUCGCCGAAGAAGAAGCCCUUUAUAUCGAGCUCAAGAAGCACGAACAGACAGAGCGCACUUUCCGACGGGAGCGAGACGAACUGCUUCGUACCCUGCUCGGCAUCGAUUCUGGCCUUCCGGAUCUGCCUAUCGAAGACGACACCGGUGCUCCUGCUAGUGCCGUCGAGAGUCGAAGCGGCGCUCCUGAAGUUGCUCCAAAUAAGAAGAACAAUAAGAGGCGAGGCGCCGGGAUGACACUCGGAGAUCUGGGUGGUGGGAUCGGUAGAGAGAGUCCUGCCAGCCCAGCCAGUGCUGGUCCUAGUGCAUUGACGCCUAGAAGUAGACAGAGCUCUACUAAGAAUUCUGCAUAUGAUGCCCUCCACUGUAUUCUGCGUAUUGAGCCUGAUAAGUCUAACAAUCCCGCGAUCAUGAAACAAGCCCACCAAGCUGCAUCCCUUCGCACCUUCAAGAUCCCGUAUCCGAAAUCUGCCCUAGCAGGCAAGGUCAACCAAGUGAUCACCGAGCUCAACAUCACAUUAACAAGACUCGUCAUGCCGACGAGGGAUACGGUAGCGGCGUACGACAGUUUGCUGAACGCUGCAACCUCGUUGGUGGAUACAAAGAAAGUGGUGGACACUGUGGAGCAGGAGAUCAGGGUGACGAAAGCCAGGUUGGGAAUGAGGUUCGAGGCGGAAGUGUCUGGUACCGGGAAAGGAGCGGGAGGGAGUGCUGGGACAGCCAAUGCAAGUGGUCGUCCUAGUCUCGGUGAUGGGGAGUCAGGGUUCCGUGGCUCUGCACAACCUCAGGGGCAGACUCCGGCGCCGAUGAACCUCGACCUCGAUGACGAUGUCAAGAUGGAGGAGGAAGAGGGGAGGGAUGGUGAUAGAGCGCAGAGUGUGGUCAGCACGAGGAGCGCUAGGAGCACUCGACGACAAAAUGCGAACAGACGAUCAAGGUCGAUUUCUUCCGUGGAUACUACAGCAACUCGAUCAGGCAACAAGCGACAAAAGCAUGGAUGAUCAGCAUGUCGUAUUGUCCUCGGUCUCUUGCUUUCCACCCUUAUGAAUCACUGUUCCAGUUGCAUGUAACUUACUAGCCCUUGGUUUCGAAAACAUGUAUUCGC